Vitis riparia (riverbank grape) is the source of this 976-nucleotide messenger RNA. RefSeq lists its product as uncharacterized. The transcript is spliced from 3 exons. Bases 1 to 963 code for a protein of 320 amino acids. Gene Ontology annotation, molecular function: zinc ion binding; nucleic acid binding. Lineage: Eukaryota; Viridiplantae; Streptophyta; Magnoliopsida; Vitales; Vitaceae. The record is from RefSeq and is a predicted model, not a curated record.
AUGCCACCAAGAAGAGCAGCUUCUUCACAAAACAGUCAGGCUAAUGAUGAUGUACCUCCAGUUGAGGGUUUGCCUCCUGUGAGUGCAGAAGGGAUCUAUAGGUAUCUUGGGACACUAGCUGGUUUAGUUGAACGCCAAGCUCGAGCUGUUGGGACUAAUGUUCAGGGACAGUCUUCAUCUUCUAGGGGUAGCUCUUUUGAUGACUUCAAGAAAUUGGGUCCUCCUUACUUUUCUGGUGCUACAGAUCCCACAGAGGCAGAGGCUUGGAUCCUUAAGAUGGAGAAAUUCUUUGGUGUAAUAGAUUGCUCUGAGGAGCAAAAAGCCUCUUAUGCAGCUUUUAUGUUAGAUAAAGAGGCAGAUCAUUGGUGGCGUAUGACUAGGAGACUUUUGGAGGAUCAGGGACCCAUAACAUGGAGACAAUUUCGGGAGGCUUUCUACAAGAAGUAUUUCCCUGACAGUGUUAGGCGGCAGAAGGUGGGGGAGUUUAUUCGUUUGGAACAGGGGGAUAUGACUGUGGCUCAGUAUGAGGCCAAAUUUACAGAGUUAUCACGUUUUUCCCCACAGUUGAUUGCUACAGAGGAGGAAAAGGGAACACAAAGGAAGCGAAAUAGAAGUGAUGGUGCUCAUGGUAAUCAAGCACAGCGAAGGGCUACAUCAGGAAGAAAUCAGAAUAAAGGGAAGACAGCGCAGAAUUUGGAUGGGAUUUGUCCUACUUGUGGCAAGAAGCAUGGGGGUAGGCCAUGCUAUAGAGAGACUGGAGCUUGCUUUGGUUGUGGGAAGCAAGGACAUUUGAUCAGAGAUUGUCCAGAGAAUAGGAAGUUCAUCAUUGGGAAGCCUAAAGAGGAAAAUAAGGAGGAUAAACAGAAACCCAAAGCCCAAGGGCGGGUGUUUGCAAUGACUCAUCGAGAUGCUCAGGCCACUUCUGAUGUGGUGACAGGUACUCUUAGUUCGGGUGAGGAGUGAUGGCUAGGCUGAG